CCACCCGCUCUCCGACCACAUUCGUAAUCAAGAAUCCCAUGACUUGGGUAACCGGGCAUUUACCCCGGAUCUCUUGUGCAAAUUGCAGGGCGCAUGCCGCUGUCUGGGUUUCUUGACAUUUCUCUUCAAGUACCUAACCUGGAAGUCGUUGGAAAAGGCAAGCGGGUUGGAAAUCCUCGUUAGUUUGGCAAGAGCGCCUACGAAGUUCAAAUCACGGAAAGGCAAUCGCAGGCGGUCCUCCUGCUCCUGCGCCUUCCUCAGGCUUCCUGACAAGGUUCAACAUUGUGGCCAGUGUUUCGUACAACUGAAAAGCAGCACUAAAAUGGCUCUCUCAACCACCGCAAGUUUCACAACAUCCUUUACCGCUUCGCCGACCGCGACCUUACCCAUCGUCGCCUUCACAACUCCCUUCCCUCAGCCCAUCAACUGCGCCCCUGAGUCACUCCUGACGACAACCGUGAGCCACUACAGCGGCUUUGGAACCACAGAAUCCGAAACCUUCCUUCUUCCCGACACGUCUGAUGCGCGCUACACGGCCUGUCUUGCCCCGGCUGGUAGCCAGUUCAGUUUCAGUCCGGCAGUAUGUCCAGAUGGAUGGCCGGCAUGGUGGCUAGGAUCGAUGUCGGCGCUGUCUGGCACGGCGACGACGGCGACGCCGACUCACGUCUCGACGGCCUACUGCUGCGCGCCGGGCUACUCAAUGCCAUACGAAAACUAUCCCGACGACUCAUCACCCUCGUGUGAACAGGCCUUCCUCCAAAGCACCAGCUCCACUGGCGAUAUGUUCCCCUCGACGUGGGCGCUGAGCGUGGCCAAAGUCCCGGCCUGGCACAUAUCGUGGCAGCCCACCGACCUCCCGACGCUGAGCCCCCAGCCGCCGGCGAUCGAGGGUGACAGGAUCACGAGAUGGGUUCCCGGGUCGGAUCCCGAGCGGGAGCCGCGGGACAACGCUUGGGGUGGAAGAAGCUUCAACCCCGGUCUGUUCUACUUUCUGGUGGCCGGUAUUCCGAUAAUCAUAGUCGUGGCGAUUGUUGCCUGUCUCACUGGUUGUUUUCACCCUUGCAACCAUUGCCGCUAACCUGACAAGGGACGGCGAGGUAACACGGAGGUCGCAUAGGACUCACCCAGUGGGCAACAGGCGGUCAGGUCAGUAGGGCCAGCCCAACAGUCAGUUUAAUCUUGAAGUUAUAGUUACUGGAUGUAUCAUGAAGUUUCCAUUCUGGCACUACUCAAUGAUGAGGC
Messenger RNA from Canariomyces notabilis, 1242 nucleotides. RefSeq lists its product as uncharacterized. The record is from RefSeq and is a predicted model, not a curated record. The transcript has a single exon. Bases 323 to 1078 code for a protein of 251 amino acids. NCBI's taxonomy places the organism in Eukaryota, Fungi, Ascomycota, Sordariomycetes, Sordariales, Chaetomiaceae.